UGAACUACAGGAGCGGAAGCCCGUGCGCCUCCGUUAUGUGCGGCACAGUAACUGUUCCGGGUUUCUCAGCUCGCCGCUCUCCCUCCGUCCAGCUCUUGUCUGAAUAAUUACUUUCACUGGUUGUCUGUCGUCUCUUUUUUUGUGACCAAAAUGCCUUUAAAGUUUGAGCUGUGUCCCGGCAGAAUGAUCGGAGGUAACCACCCGUGCUUCAUCAUCGCUGAGAUUGGACAAAACCACCAGGGAGACAUUGAGAUAGCCAAGAAAAUGAUCAAAAUGGCAAAGGACUGCGGUGCUGAUUGUGCCAAAUUCCAGAAGAGUGAAUUAGAGUACAAAUUUAACAAGCGAGCCCUGGAGCGUCCGUACACUUCUCAACACUCAUGGGGGAAAACUUACGGUGAACACAAGCGCCAUCUGGAGUUGAGCCAUGAGCAGUACAGGGAACUGCAGAAAUAUGCCGAAGAGGUGGGGAUCUUCUUCACUGCCUCUGGGAUGGAUGAGAUGGCAGUGGAGUUCCUCCAUGAGCUCAAUGUGCCUUUCUUCAAAGUGGGCUCUGGAGACACUAACAACUUCCCCUAUCUGGAGAAGACCGCCAAGAAAGGACGCCCCAUGGUGGUGUCCAGUGGGAUGCAGUCGAUGGAAACGAUGCGUCGGGUCUACAAAACCGUGAAGGAGCACAACCAGAACUUUACCAUCCUGCAGUGCACCAGCGCCUACCCUCUGGAAGCUGAAGACGUCAACCUCAGAGUGAUAUCGGAAUACCAGAAAGAAUUCCCAGAUAUUCCCAUUGGGUAUUCCGGCCACGAGUCUGGGAUCAGUAUUUCAGUUGCGGCCGUAGCUCUGGGAGCAAAGGUCAUUGAGCGUCAUGUAACCUUGGACAAAACGUGGAAAGGAAACGACCACAGUGCCUCGCUCGAGCCCUCUGAGCUAACCGAGCUGGUUCGUUCCAUCCGUCUGGUGGAGAGGGCGCUGGGGAGCGGCAUCAAGAGGAUGUUACCGUGUGAGAAGCCAUGCCAUGAUAAGUUGGGUAAGUCGGUGGUUGCCAAGGUCAAGAUCCCCGGAGGAACUGUCCUGACUCUGGACAUGUUGACGGUGAAAGUGGCCGAUCCUAUGGGUGUUGCAGCUGAGGACAUCUUCGAACUGGUUGGCAAGACCGUCACGGAAGAUGUGGAGGAGGACGAGAGUGUCACACCAGAGGUGGUGGACAGUUAUGGCAAGAAGGCCAAGUGCUGAGGGUGGUAGAGUUUUGAAAUGUGUAAUAAAAAAAUAAAAUAAAAAAAAGGCACUUAAUUUGAGAGGAGAUUUAAUCCUUUCCUCUGCGAGUAAAUCGGAAGCCACUUAAUAUGAAUGUGAUGGUAAUUUUGUUUACUGGGAUUUGUGACGUUGAAGUCAUAGACGAACACAACGUACUACAUAACUGGACAGUGCAUUGGUUUGAUUAAACUCAUUGGUUCUCCUUUGCCAAAGCAUUUAAAUUUUUCUAAAAGUUGACUUAAUGGAAUAUACAAACUUGUACUUUUCUUGCACCGUCAAGCUGUCAAGUUUGUGGUGUGAGACGAGGUUUGUACUUGUAGAGCUUCUUUGAGAGAAGCAAAAUGAGACUACUGGAGCCAGAUGCAUAAAACUUGAAUUCAACCAUAAGAGGAAAUCUGUCUGCACUGGACAUCCAUUCAUCCAUUUGGCUUGAUUCUCACAAUUAUCCUCUGUUAUAGUCAUAAACCAGACUCUUAGUCUUUGCCACCAACUGUGUCCUCUAAUUCUGCUUUCAUGAUGACGGAUGUUAAGACACAUUCCUAAAUGUUAACAUGUGGAAAUCUGCUGAAAAUGGUGUGAAAAUACGAAGCCUCCAAAUAAAAUAUUGCCCAAACUC
Messenger RNA from Larimichthys crocea (large yellow croaker), 1867 nucleotides. It is a transcript of the gene nansa, whose product is annotated as N-acetylneuraminic acid synthase a. Gene Ontology annotation, biological process: carbohydrate biosynthetic process. The transcript is spliced from 6 exons. Lineage: Eukaryota; Metazoa; Chordata; Actinopteri; Sciaenidae. The record is from RefSeq and is a predicted model, not a curated record. The coding region runs from base 151 to 1230 and encodes 359 amino acids. Gene Ontology annotation, molecular function: N-acylneuraminate-9-phosphate synthase activity.